AUGCAAAGGAUGAUAGGACGCCCACCAGCACCAGCACCAGCACCAGCCAGCCAGCGAUGAGAAUCACCAAAUUGCCCUUUAGUGGAGUAGGAAUAGCGCCAUGAUGUGUGUGUAUGAUCAUGCAAAUGCAGUACAGUGGGUCAAACAAAACACACACCCCGCAACAUCUUACAUUGAAUUAUUAAACAUAUAGUUGGUAGGGAGUUUUUUUUCCUGCAAAGGUGGGCCCAUGUUAUUUUGUUCUGAAUCUUUGUCUGUCACUCUAUCCUCCCUUUGUUUGUGUUUGCAUUUUGCAAUCUUCAACUCAACAGUACCAAAGAGUAGUUGUUGUAUUUGUAUUGUAUUUCACUAUUUUGAGUGUUUUGACUUUCCCAUUCCCAAACCAAAACCCCUGACUUCAGUCUCCAAACAAACAAACAAACAAAACAAUAACUAUCUUCCAACCCAAGUUGUCAAAUGUUCCUCUUUUCUCCAAUUCUCCAAUGGACAAAACACCAAGGUGUCAUCAUUUCUUCUCUCCUCCUUUAAUGGUUUUGCUUUGCUUGCUUUAAAAAAAAAAAUCAAAUUUUCUUUCUCUCUCUCUCUCUCUCGAGUCUUACCCUCUCUUCUUCUAGUUCUCUAGUUGAACACAUUCUUAUGCUUGGUAGGUUGUGCCGUUGAGGUGAUGGGCCCUAAAUUCCACUGAAGUUUGAUGGUAAGAACCAAAGGGGUCUCUUUACCUCUUUCAGUGCUUCCCCUUUGCCCCCAAUUUUGUGCUGUCUCGCAUUUAGGUUUUCCCCUCUUUUAACUCACAAGAUAAGAUUUAGGGCAUUUGAUUUGACUUGAUUCUUGGCAAUUUCCGAUGUGGAAUUUCUGAUUUCUAAUAUUCCACAUGGGGUUCCUUCAUCGUGCUUUGUGAUUGAUUGUGUUCCUCCUCCGCUUACCUCGUUGUUGGAGAGAACAUGGUUCAAAUUUCCUUUUCAAGUCUAAGUUUUCUUACAAGUUAAAUUGAACUGGGAAGAACAAAAAGAAGGGGUUUAUGGGACUUGAUUCUCUCGAAUUUCGUGUUGGGUAUGGCGUUUGAAGGAUAAGGACUUGAUUUUUGGUGGUGUUGGUUGUGGUGUUUUCUUUGUCGGAACCGUUGAAUUUGAAGAAGGGAAAGAUGGACAGAGUUAUUCAACCUCCUUUGGUUGAUACAACUGCAUGCUUAUGCAGAGUAGAUACAGGCCUAAAAACUGUCGCUGGAGCAAAGAAGUAUGUCCCUGGAACAAAACUCUGUCUUCGGCCUGACAUUAAACCAUCCAUUCACCCAACUAGAAACAAACCAUCACGUGGUGACAGAAGCCGCAAUCAAUCCCCACUACUUCCAGGACUCCCUGAUGAUCUGGCCAUUGCUUGCCUAAUCCGAGUCCCUCGGGUGGAACACCGCAAACUUCGGCUAGUCUGCAAGAGAUGGUAUCGUCUUUUGGUUGGUAACUUCUUUUACUCUCUCCGCAAGAGUCUUGGAAUUGCAGAAGAGUGGAUAUAUGUCAUUAAGAGAGACCGAGAUGGGAAAAUAUCAUGGCAUGCUUUCGAUCCUGUGUACCAACUGUGGCAGCCCCUGCCACCUGUUCCUAAGGAAUAUUCUGGAGCUCUUGGUUUUGGCUGUGCCGUUCUCAAUGGCUGUCACCUGUACUUGUUUGGUGGGAAGGACCCACUAAAGGGAUCCAUGAGACGUGUCAUAUUUUAUAGUGCUAGGACAAAUAAAUGGCACCGUGCCCCAGAUAUGCUUCGUAGGCGGCACUUCUUCGGCUGCUGUGUCAUAAACAAUUGUCUGUAUGUAGCUGGUGGGGAGAAUGAGGGUGUGCACCGGUCCUUGCGAUCAGCUGAAGUGUAUGAUCCCAACAAAAAUAGAUGGUCAUUUAUUGCUGAUAUGAGCACUGCAAUGGUGCCUUUCAUAGGAGUUGUCUAUGAUGGAAAGUGGUUCUUGAAAGGACUUGGUUCUCAUCGGCAGGUUCUGAGUGAGGUCUACCAGCCAGAGAACGAUAGCUGGUACCCUAUUUAUGAUGGAAUGGUCGCUGGCUGGAGGAACCCCAGUACUACCCUAAAUGGAAAGCUCUAUGCGUUAGACUGCAAAGAUGGCUGCAAAAUUAGGGUUUAUGAUGAGGUUAGUGAUUCAUGGAACAAGCAUAUUGACAGUAAAGUGCAUUUGGGUAACUCACGGGCUUUGGAGGCUGCUGCUCUUGUUCCCCUCAAUGGGAAACUCUGCAUCAUCCGGAAUAAUAUGAGCAUUUCUCUGGUGGAUGUUUCAAAACUUGAAGAUUUGAAAGGAUCUUCUGCUGAACAGUUGUGGGAAACCAUUGCUGGGAAAGGACAGUUCAAGACCUUGGUCACAAAUCUGUUGUCUAGCAUUGCAGGGAGAAACCGACUCAAAAGUCACAUAGUUCACUGUCAAGUUCUUCAAGCUUAGAGGCUGUAUAGUUCUGAAAAUUUGAUAAUGAGGUCAGGUCAUGAGUUACAGCAUCUCAUCUUGAUGGUAUAUGUUGGUGAGAAGCUGGACCAACUUUUGCCAGAACACCAUGGUGCAGUCUAUCUUGCUUUUUGUCUCAAACCCCUGGCAUCACAAAAGGUGAUACAUACAUGAGAUGUUUUAGUAAUCAUAUAGUGCUACAGAUAUUGAUACAUAGUUAUUACAUUUUGAAAAUUUCAGUGGGCUGUUUACCAUGUCACAUGGUUUAUCAUUAGCUUGUCUUUUGUGUUGCUGCAACCAUUGUAUAACAUGAAGAUGACUGGUGUGUUGGACGGAGGAGAAAAAAAUAAGAGUCAGUUUGGUAUUCGUAUAAAAUUGAGGGUGAAAAAUUCAAGAAAUAGUUUUGAAUUUAAUUUUUCAUUAUAAAACUCAUCUAUGAAUUUUCCACCCUCAUUUUCUGUAGUAACAGCCAACUGACUAUCAACUCUUAUUUAUGUACAACUCUUCGCAUUACAUAUUAUAUACAAGCACAAGUUGAAUCGAGUUAUCGGGUGAAAAGAUGGUAGGGUUGCCUUGAUGUUUUGUACCAUAUGAUGAGACUCCAGUACCCUGUUUUGAUUAAAGUAUGCACCCCUCAAUCCUUGUUUGGAGUGUGCAAACAUUACAAAUGUCGUGUUUGGAAAAUUUAUUAUUAGGUUGUAUUUGAGCAUGAUUUUGAAUUUAAAAAUACAACUUAUGCAGAAAAUAAAAAUAAAAGUUCAUUUGGAUAAAACCAUGACUUUAUAUAAACUAUAAUGUAAAUAUGAUAUAUGUUGCAUUGCCAAUAUAAGUAAGUGCUGCUUUUACAAUAAAUUCAAGGCUUACUGGUUUAUUUUU
Molecule: messenger RNA, 3304 nt
Organism: Abrus precatorius (Indian licorice)
Lineage: Eukaryota; Viridiplantae; Streptophyta; Magnoliopsida; Fabales; Fabaceae
Product: F-box/kelch-repeat protein At1g55270-like
Exons: 2
Coding region: 1142-2428 (428 amino acids)
Molecular function (GO): protein binding
Source: RefSeq, a predicted model, not a curated record